Messenger RNA from Astyanax mexicanus (Mexican tetra), 1916 nucleotides. It is a transcript of the gene adcyap1a, whose product is annotated as adenylate cyclase activating polypeptide 1a. NCBI's taxonomy places the organism in Eukaryota, Metazoa, Chordata, Actinopteri, Characiformes, Acestrorhamphidae. The transcript is spliced from 8 exons. Gene Ontology annotation, cellular component: perikaryon; extracellular region; neuron projection. Gene Ontology annotation, biological process: regulation of protein localization; positive regulation of ERK1 and ERK2 cascade; positive regulation of GTPase activity. The coding region runs from base 565 to 1302 and encodes 245 amino acids. Gene Ontology annotation, molecular function: pituitary adenylate cyclase activating polypeptide activity; neuropeptide hormone activity; peptide hormone receptor binding. The record is from RefSeq and is a predicted model, not a curated record.
UUUGUUUUUAUGUGUGUUUUGAUUUAGGGAAAUAGUUCCCCUCAUCAUACACCCGCUAAGAAAAAUGGUAAGAGAAGUGGCCCAGGUCGUCCUUACAGGCAGAAGGUCGGGGUCUGAACGUAAGUGCCUCUCUCUACGCAGGAGGAGACGUACUCCAGCCAAUCACAGUCGAGGAAGGCGUGGCUUGUUGAAAUACAGGUGGGGACGAAGUAACUAACGCACCUCAGAGACUGAGAGAUGGAGACUGAUGAGACUUCUGAGAGAGAAUAGAGACGAAUUCUCCUCUCAUCUGUGGCGGACGCAAAGUUUUAGCGAGGAGGACGCGGAGUCCAGCCGAUUCCCUGAGAAGUUUUAGCAAAAGAGGAGCAAACAGAGGCGGACGGGAGGGAAGGAGGUGAGACAAGAGAGAUUGAGAAAGAAGGAGAGAGAGAGAAAAAGCAAGCAAGAGAGAGAGAAGGAAAAGAGAGAGAGAGAAGGGGAAGGAGAGAAAUUAUUUGAUCUAUUCCUUCUAUAGUCUGAGGGUCGCGGACUCCAUCCAGCUCCUCUAGCUGCUAGAGAACAAUAAUGUGGAGCAGCCGGGCUCUGGCCGUUCUCAUCUACGGGCUCCUCGUGCACUGCGGCGCGUGCUCUCCUCUCGGCUACCCGAGCGUCAGGUUGGAGAAUGCAGGCUAUGAAGAGGGGGAUUCAGUAGCAGAUUUGGCCUUUGACAGUGACCAGAUCGCUUUAAGUGGUCCAUCAACUGGGGAAGAUGCCUACACAAUAUAUUAUCCUUCAGAGCAAAGAACAGAAAGACAUGCAGAUGGGAUGUUUAAUAAAGCCUACAGGAACGCAUUGGCUCAGUUAUCAGCCCGAAAAUACCUGCAUUCUCUAAUGGCUAAACGUGUAGGAGGUGGGAGUGCGAUGGAGGAUGGCACGGAGCCGCUCUCCAAGCGCCACUCCGACGGGGUCUUCACGGACAGCUACAGUCGCUAUCGGAAGCAAAUGGCUGUGAAGAAGUAUCUGGCCGCAGUCCUCGGCAAAAGCUCUGAAGACUUAGAUUUGCACCAAUUUCUACAAGACAUAGACUUUGGGGCGCUCCCGGAUGGGGAUGAUUAUGAGGAAUUAUUGAGGAACUUGCUGGGGCAGUUCAAUCUCGAUCUCUCGGUGAGUUCUGUGGCUCCAGUACCAUUUAGCCCCUUUUUUUCGGAGGGGUGUCUUUCACUCCUCUCUUUCUUCUGUGAAGUCCUCCUCCCCCGUCAUCUAUCGCUUAAAUUUCACGAGCCAAACUCCUCUCCUUCCUCACCCGCUCACAACCCUCUUUGACAAACGCAUUGACUUUCACACCAUGGAACCUUCUCAUUUCGGGCAGAUGUAUCUCAAAUAUGAAUGGGUUUUUUGUCAUGGACAAUCAAAAUAGAGGUGAUGCACCUUGAAGAAUGCACUUGUAAUAUAAAGAGGCCUGCAAGACAUGCCUCUCUGUUUGAGCCACUGCCCGGCUUCUCUCCUAUCCCUGUCAAAGCAUGCACAGCACCUUAUCUAUCAUCCUUCCAAGCUGUUCUUCUUCAUCUUUCUAUCCAAGAGUGUGGGGUCUUAGUCUGUGAGUGUGUGUAGUCCAUUUAUUAGGACUGUACAGUUCAGCUCUUACGGUGGUGGGCGGUGUGGGUGAAUGUGUGUUUGUGUGUAAUUAUUUGUUUCUUGUAGGGAAUGAAAUCUGAAUGUUUUCUUUGAUGUAUUUGAACUUAUUUCUCACUCUGAUUGCAACUACAAUUUGCAUAUGCCUUUAGAGUUACAGAUAAAAAAUUAAAAUUCCUUAUUCCUGACCAAACUGGCUGUGAAAUCUGCUCUUGCUAACAUCACAUACAGUAUCUUGUUUGUCUGGACUGUCUAAUUGAUAUUGUUAUAAUAUGUGGUUCAGGAAUUGGGGUUGUGUUUUUUUU